Molecule: messenger RNA, 1061 nt
Organism: Aplysia californica (California sea hare)
Lineage: Eukaryota; Metazoa; Mollusca; Gastropoda; Aplysiida; Aplysiidae
Product: cytochrome c oxidase assembly protein COX11, mitochondrial
Cellular component (GO): mitochondrial inner membrane
Molecular function (GO): copper ion binding
Source: RefSeq, a predicted model, not a curated record
GAUAAAUAAAUAUUAUAGAAGUGUAUUGUGCACCAAACUCUUCGGACUUUAGUUUACGACACAAGGUUUGUUUACAUUUUCCUAUUUGCAGCACAUCAUGUAACAGCCCAACAACAGGAAGCGAACUUGGAAAAACGAAAGGACAAAUCCUUCGCCUUACAUGAGAGCAGCGGUAUAAUAGCUUGUGCAAGGACACCCUGGCAACGUUUGAAGGAAAAUUAAUUAAGGAAAAGACUGUAUCAAAUUUUUACUGAACGAAUCUGACGGCUGGUGGUGCCAACAUGGCUUGGGCAAUGACAGGAACAAAUCUUUUCUCGAGAGUGAUCAUCUCUCAGUCUCCCCGGCUGUUUUGUCACAGAGCGCAGCAGUACAGCACACUCAGAGGCUCACUCACACAGUUGAGAUCCAGUGCUUCACCAAAGUCCUUAUCUGGUUUGUUUAGGAAAAUCACAACCCCAGGAGUCUUUCAAACUGUUUUCCUUAGUGACAGCCCAAAAUUAGCUCAAAGCGUCCUCAAGAAUUUCUCUCUCACAUUGAACGAGACAUCAAUAAAUCAAAGCAAGCAUGCAUAUUUUGCUUCAGUAAGGACAUUUUCAGUGUCUCCAAGAUGCUUUUCUUCCUCCGGUUCUCAAAAUCACGGCCAAUCGAACAAGACAGGAAUGAUCUACAUUACUGCAACUUUUAUAUUCAUGAUUGGGGCUGCUUAUGCUGGAGUUCCUCUUUACAAAGUAUUUUGUCAGGCAACGGGUCUCGGAGGUCAGGCUGUCAAAGGUCACGACACUUCGAAAGUGGAGACCAUGGAGAAAGUGGACCGUCAGAUCAGGGUGAAGUUCAACGCCGAUGUUGCGUCCAGUAUGAGAUGGAACUUUAGACCACAGCAGACAGAGGUCAUGGUUGCCCCCGGUGAGACUGCCCUAGCCUUCUACACGGCCAAGAACCCCACAGAUAAACCCAUCAUUGGAAUAUCCACCUACAACGUUCUGCCGUUUGAUGCUGGCCAGUAUUUCAACAAGAUCCAGUGUUUUUGCUUUGAGGAGCAGAGGCUGAAUCCAAAUGAGCAG